This is a messenger RNA of Cavenderia fasciculata, 336 nucleotides long. RefSeq lists its product as uncharacterized. The record is from RefSeq and is a predicted model, not a curated record. Bases 1 to 336 code for a protein of 111 amino acids. The transcript is spliced from 2 exons. Lineage: Eukaryota; Evosea; Eumycetozoa; Acytosteliales; Cavenderiaceae.
AUGGGACUUUGUCAACUGCCAUUUGAUUUGGUAUUGGGUAUUGGUAGUCUUGUGUUGUCACUUCUUGGUAUAAGAGGAUUAUGGAAACGUAAGAAAAACUAUCUCUUUGUCUUUUUAUGGGCCUGCGUUGCCAUGACAUUCCUUCAUGUCAUUUCUCUAUCCGUUGUCAUCAUUCUACAUCACACCAAACAAAAGGAUUCAAGAUUUGGUUAUAUUCCUGAUAUUAUUUUAGAUGUCUUUAGAACUGCCUAUUGUCUUGGCCUUUCAUUCUAUACAGCAUAUAUAAGAAACACAUUGGAAUAUAAGAGACCACCAGCACAAUUGGCUCGUAUUUAA